AUGGAGAAGCGAGUGAACCGGAAGUUCCACGAGACCCUGUGCAACCUUCUGGUUGCCGGAAGCAACCUCAUGGUGAUAGUCCUGUUUUUUCGGCUGAGCGUCUACCAGUGGCACCUGCUCACCAAUGCCAAUCACCUGCUGUCUCCGGCUCUGGACAUCUCCAGCGUGGCCGGGUAUGCAGUGGUCCUGUUCAUGAUCUCCUUCAGGCAGCUAGUCAUACCACGGAGUCUCGACCUGUGGUAUUUCGCGCUGCAGGGCUUGAACAUUUUGCCCCUAGCCGUGGCGGAUCCUGCCGACAUA
Symbiodinium necroappetens is the source of this 300-nucleotide messenger RNA. The record is from the annotation of a GenBank genome assembly. Lineage: Eukaryota; Dinophyceae; Suessiales; Symbiodiniaceae.